Messenger RNA from Sipha flava (yellow sugarcane aphid), 1816 nucleotides. RefSeq names its product TWiK family of potassium channels protein 7 (gene sand). The coding region runs from base 656 to 1780 and encodes 374 amino acids. Gene Ontology annotation, molecular function: potassium ion leak channel activity. The record is from RefSeq and is a predicted model, not a curated record. NCBI's taxonomy places the organism in Eukaryota, Metazoa, Arthropoda, Insecta, Hemiptera, Aphididae. Gene Ontology annotation, biological process: potassium ion transmembrane transport; stabilization of membrane potential. The transcript has 4 exons. Gene Ontology annotation, cellular component: membrane.
CGGAGGCACGGCACGGCCGGCUGCCCCGACACCACGCCGGACCGUCGUAGACAGUCGUUGACAGAGACGCAAACCCAACCGUGCGGCGGCACCUUCGAUUCGUGUCACGCGUUGUUCGCGUACCCAUUUUGAGUACAGUGAAACCGUUUCGAGCGAUAUCGCAGUAACGAGUGCGAUCCGCGCGCCGUCCCGCUUUUCCGUGCCGAAUCGGUGCAUCGAUCUCGCGGUACGUAAUAUUCGAUCGGAUCUGGCACCGCCUACUACCACCGUUUACCCGCACCGUACUGCCGUUUCUGCGACACGAUGUUAAUAACGUUGCGUAGCGUUUAGGUGAGCCCCCGGUACGUUGGACCGUCGUUUGCCACGUCGAAUUCGUGUACACACCUCGGCGGACUCGUGGUUCUCGUCGCCCCGUACUGCGCGUGCGCGGUAAGAUGGACGCGAUCGCGGUCGGCGAUGCGGCACGCGGUGCUCGUCGUCGGAGCUCUGCGUCGCGGGGCGAACGAGACGAUGCGGUGUCCGUAUUACUGCCGUGCGUGAUCGAUACAACAACGGUCGCCGACCGAGACCGGGAGAUCCAACGACCGGGACCGUGGUCACUUUGAGCGGAGCUCCCGCAACAAGACCGGCAUCGCGCGCGGUCAUCGCCGCGGCCAUGGAACGGAAACGCAGCAGCCGGCGGUACUACAACAAGCGGAAAAAGACGUGGACGCAACAGUGCAAGGACUACCUGCGCCAGUUUAUAGCGUUUCUGUUCAGCAACAUCGGCAUCAUAUGCCUGGUGGUGGGAUACACCAUUGCCGGCGCGUUCAUGUUCAUCUUCAUCGAGGGUACGUCCGGCAACGCGGUCGCCGUCUCCGAGCGGGUCAAAGCCAACCGGACCGGCACCGCGUCUCGGAUCUGGGACCUAACGUGCUGCAACGAGUACUGCGAGGAACAAUGGCGGAUGGAGGUUCAGGUUCACCUCAAAUCGUUCCAGAGCCACGUCAUCGAGGCCGUACGCAACUUCAGCUAUGAGGGCGAAGGGAAAGAGAUGAACCGUUGGUCCUUUUCCGGAUCUUUUCUCUACUCGCUGUCCGUCAUCACCACCAUAGGAUAUGGUAAUGUGACCCCACGGACGCUGCUGGGCAAGUUGGCGACUAUUUUGUACGCUAUCGUGGGCAUGCCGCUGUUCCUGUUGUACCUGUCCAAUAUUGGUGAUAUUCUGGCCAAGAGCUUUAAAUGGAUUUAUGCAAAAUGUUGUCUAUGUCGGGGCUGCAAGAAACGCCGGAAGCGGAUGUUGGUCAUACAGCGGAAGGAGCAAUGGAAGAUGGACAUGCGGGACUUCAAACUGAACACCGGCGUGCUGACGGAGGGCGAGGAGAGCGACGACGAGGGCACGACCGACGGAAGUUCCUCGUUAAGCUUCAAUGACAUGCAAGAAGUUACCGUGCCCAUAUCUUUGUGUCUAGCCAUAAUGGUCGGGUACGUAUCCGGAGGUGCCGUGUUAUUUUCCAAAUGGGAAGACUGGGAGUUCUUCGACGGAUCGUAUUUCUGCUUCAUAUCACUGAGCACCAUCGGGUUCGGUGACUUCGUACCCGGCGGCAACAUGACCGAUCCGGGUGGCACCGGGUCCAGUUCCAUAAAAAGCGUUGAGCUCGGUUUCAUACUGUGCUCCAUGUACCUGAUGCUUGGCAUGGCCCUGAUUGCCAUGUGUUUCAAUCUGAUGCAGCAAGACGUGGUGAUGAAGAUCAGGACUUGCACGGAUAUACUGAGAAGAAUCACUAGGUGUAAAAACUAAUCGAUUGUAUGUAUAAAUAAUAAUAUUAUGUACGUA